Molecule: messenger RNA, 936 nt
Organism: Eruca vesicaria subsp. sativa (arugula)
Lineage: Eukaryota; Viridiplantae; Streptophyta; Magnoliopsida; Brassicales; Brassicaceae
Source: the annotation of a GenBank genome assembly
UCCGAACAAGAAUCGUCGGCCGCCUCCCUCAUCAUUUCUAGGGUUUUAGUCUCCAAAUGGCGAAUCUCAUGCAGAGAUUCAUCAGGAACCAAUCCUGUUUAAGAGCACUCCCCAGGCUUACCCCCAAUCUCACAUCACAUCAGAAGCCUUGCAUCGUCGAGUCUGUAUCUGAUCCAGUUCCUCUCACUAAUCCCGUGAUCACCAUUUCCGGAUCCUGGAUUAAGCCCGAUGAAGCUCUGCGGUUUUACCCUAGCUUCCCAAUCGGAUACGGGCUUAACCCGAGUGUGGUUCACGCUUCGGGUCUAAUGGAUACGGUGGUGGAGGGGACAGAGAAGGAGGUGGUGAUUCACGCGGAUAGUGUGAAGAAGAAGAGGAAGAAGAAGAUGAACAAGCACAAGUAUAGGAAGCUCAGGAAGAAGCAAGGUCGCAAAUCUUGAUGAGAUGAUGGGAUUAGCCAAGCGGAGUUUGCUUCAAAGUUCGUGUCUUCUCUUUCUUGGAAUGUCUCUUUCGGUGUUAGUUUUUUUUCUCAGAGAUCGUUACUUGAUCAGAAAAAAAGCUGAGAUUUUUAUUGGCUGCUUGAUUUUUUUGAUCCUGGUGACUUUUCUUGGCUGCUUUGAUUGGUUAGUAUGUUGACCUUGGAAACCCAGUGAGGAUGAGUGUUGUUGCAUGAGGCUACCUAGAAUAUUUUGGCUCAAGUCUGACUGGAUGCUCUAAGCAUUCAUCAAGUUUCUUUAACUGGGGAAGUAAUUAGUACAAGUUAAAUUUAAUUUCUUCAAGGGGGUCGAUUUGGCACUGCCGCACUGACCAUCUAAGGUUUAGUGCCAUUCAUGUAGAGUUGCUUGCUUCUACUACUGAAAUUACUUGUCUCAGAUUCACUGAGUGGUUCCAACCAUUAUCCUUAAGCCCCUAUUUCUUGUGAUUAAUGGUUCUUCUGCU